This is a messenger RNA of Tuber aestivum (summer truffle), 1465 nucleotides long. Lineage: Eukaryota; Fungi; Ascomycota; Pezizomycetes; Pezizales; Tuberaceae. The record is from the annotation of a GenBank genome assembly.
AUUGCGCACAUCAUGUCACUGACGAUUCGGUGCCACCUUGCCAUAUCAAGAUCUAAUCGCAUACCGGCACUCCCCAUCACGCUAACCCAUCGCAUGACUCACACCACCACAAGCACGAGCACAACCACGACCCGCCAGUCCGGAACUGAAGCUGCCCCACCAUCACCCCCCACUGCCACUGCCGGAGACCAGCGCUCCAACAACCAUUACCACAACACCCCUCCCCGUCUCUCACCAGCCGGAGCCAAAAUGGCAAACUCAAAGUACCCCACACACCCCUCUCUCCCUCCCUCCCUCCCUCCCUCCUACAGCCAUAGCCCAGCUAACCACCUCCGGCCAGAUACGAGUACACCCGCGCCUUCGAAAACCCGCGCUACCUCCUACCAAACACCUACGUAAUCCUCCGCCUGGACGGCCGUUCCUUCACCAACUUCAGCGCGAGUCAGAAGUUCCAAAAACCCAACGACUCGCGCGCCCUCGACCUCAUGAAUGCGAGCGCGGCCGCGACCCUGAAAGCCAUUCCCGAGAUCCUGAUAGCCUACGGCGCAUCCGACGAGUUCUCCUUCCUGCUCUCGCGCGAGUGUGCGCUGUUCAAUAGGCGCGAGGACAAGCUGGUGAGCACGGUCGUGUCGACGUUCACGGCGUGGUACGUCUUUCUCUGGUCGCGCCACUUCACCGAGGAGGGGGAGGAAUUGCAGACACCACCCAGCUUCGAUUGUCGUGCAGUCUGUUAUCCGAGUGUCGGGAACAUCAGGGAUUAUUUUGCCUGGAGGCAGGUGGAUGUUCAUAUCAAUAAUUUGUAUAACACCGCGUUUUGGGCCCUUGUGAUUAAGGGUGGGGUUGCUGGGAAGGAGGCGGAGGUUGAGUUACGGGUACGCUACCCCCCCCCCCUCCCCUCAGACGAGCGGCGGUGGUGCUGGAAUGGCGGUAAAUAAUAGGAAGGGUAAUCACUAGGGAACACUUGCAGCGGACAAGAACGAAUUGCUGUUCUCGCGCUUCGGGAUUAAUUACAAUAAUGAGCCAGUGAUGUACAGAAAGGGUAGCGUGGUGUACAGAGACUAUCGGACCCCAGAGGAUGAGGACGCAGAAGGAGCAGAGCCCAGCGCCUCCGUUAAACCGCCAAAACAGCGCAAGCAGAAAGAGGGUGAGCGGGGAACCACAGCAAUCCAAGAACGUAAGUUAAAAACACCUAGGGAGGAGGUAGGAAGGCGUGCGGGAAAGGCAAGGAUAGUAACGGAGCACGUGGACAUAAUCGGCGACGCGUUCUGGGAGAAACGACCUUGGCUGCUGGGGAGUGGGAAUUGAUGGAUGGAUGGAUGGAUAGAUGCAGAUAGACAACUCACAUGGACCACAGCGAUCACGGACCACUGUAAGUAAGCUUGAGACUGAUGGGACAAUAGAGAUUUGGAAACAGGACGAGUGAUAUAGUGUGAUGGGGAAUCACGUCAUGUGCAGUACGUGACGC